AUGUCCGUCGCCACCGUCACGUCAACAAUGCGCGAAGCAGGUUGGAAUGUGACAUUUCACGUAGGUCACAAUCCCUGGAAAUUCGCCGGGCUUUUCCAAGCUCCGCGCAGCGAUUUGGUGACGUUUUGCGAUGUUAUUGAUGAGCUACGCCUUUGUUUCGAGUUCAAUGUGCACGACGAUGAUGAUUCUGAGAAGCUUUGGGAUGAGCUCGCCUUUGCCCUAAUCAGUCGACCGAGUUCAGAGCGACAGAUCCCGAAGCUUGUUGAGGGGAAUGAUCGCCGUUUGGCCGUGCCCAGUCUUCCCAAUCGCGCGCCCAAACAGCCUGAUGUUAUAAAGUAUCAUCUUAUCCGCCAUAAGUCAUGUUCUUUGCCCGAAAACUCGCCACUGAAAGAUCAUCUUGAAGCGAAAUGCGCAGAACAUAUUCCCCGCCCAACCCGCCGUCGUGAUCCUCGAUACCUAGAUCCAAAGAAAACUCCCUCCGAUCCAAGAUAUGCAACAAUGCCAUUUCGAAGAAGAGCCAGACCCCGUGGCUCUCAAUCUCCUCCUAAACGCCAAGCGUCAGACUUCGUCUCGCCAGUAAAAGACAGCCCCAACGACGGUCUAGAUGCUGGUAGUAUGAUUGCACCCAGUAGCAUGCAAGUCGAUCUCGAGGUCGCCAAAAAGGUCAUGGAUGAGUUUAGACACGCGUGCGGUGUAUAUGCUAGUUGCUGCGCCGUCAGCGGCGAAGGCGACUCCUGGGUAAUAAAUCCUACUAUUGGACCGGCUCUACAAGCCUGCCAUAUCGUUCCGCAGAACCACUAUCACCUGUAUCCAAUUACCCAAGAUCAAGAGGACGACGGAGAUACGGGUUAUAGUCCGCGUCGUCUUCAAGAAGCGUGGCAACGAACAUGGGCUCCAGGGAAUGGCAUACUGUUGAUGAGCCAUCUUCACGAACUUUUCGACCAGCGCCUCUUCUCCAUCCAUCCCGAAACGCGCCGCAUUCGAGCUUUCGUGCCAUAUAAUGCCAUAGCGAAGCAUAACGGCGAAGAGGCAAGAAUGCUUGAUCAUGUUGAUCCGAAUGCUUUACGACAUCACUGGGAUAUGUGCGUUAUGGAAAACAUGACGGCUAUGAUGCCUCUUUUGGAGUUGCCUACAGGCGGCACAAAUACUCCUUUCAGUCCGGCGAGUGAGUUACUCAUGACGCCAGGAUCUGCGAACGGAUCUCAGCCGGAGAGAGGCCGGACUGGUGAUCCGGCUAAGAGAUCGAGACCAAGUUCAGGUCCAGGUCACGGGAAGGAGGCUGCGGCACAAGAGACUCUUGACGGUCAAGAAGUUGUGACAUUGCAGCACGGUUCUGACGAAACAGACGCCCCCAUUCCUAAGCAUAGACGGCUGCAUGACUGCGAAGUCCGAGAGAUUCAUUCGCCUGAGGAAUGGAUUCAGGACGACGUGAUGGAUAGCUAUAUCACCCCGUCCAACCGCAAGGUGUUUCUUGCGGACGUUAAUUGGGAACUGCAAAGGUUCAAGUCCCGCAGUUCCUGUAGUUGA
This is a messenger RNA of Fusarium pseudograminearum CS3096, 1527 nucleotides long. RefSeq lists its product as uncharacterized. The record is from RefSeq and is a predicted model, not a curated record. Bases 1 to 1527 code for a protein of 508 amino acids. Lineage: Eukaryota; Fungi; Ascomycota; Sordariomycetes; Hypocreales; Nectriaceae. The transcript is spliced from 2 exons.